Diabrotica virgifera virgifera (western corn rootworm) is the source of this 1928-nucleotide messenger RNA. Its product is annotated as cytochrome P450 4C1-like. Gene Ontology annotation, molecular function: monooxygenase activity; iron ion binding; oxidoreductase activity, acting on paired donors, with incorporation or reduction of molecular oxygen. The record is from RefSeq and is a predicted model, not a curated record. The coding region runs from base 334 to 1830 and encodes 498 amino acids. The transcript has 12 exons. Lineage: Eukaryota; Metazoa; Arthropoda; Insecta; Coleoptera; Chrysomelidae.
GUCUACUCGUGUACUUAAAUGAGGGUCAAACUUUAAUAGAUAACCUCUAAUAACUAAUAAACAUGUUUGAUGUUGUUUUUGAUUACAUUUAAUGUUUAGUUUCACGAAAUAUACAAUAAAAUUGCAUAGUAUAUAAGUUACAAUAUAUCGUUUACCUAUAUUGCUAUUCCAACAGUUUAUAUCUACGGUAUGUAGGUUAUAGGAUCAGUGGAGUUGAUAAUAUUGUGUUAGAAAUGUUACAUCAGAUUUUUCCAUCGUAUUAACUGAAACUACGGGAAAACCUAAAAAAUUUCAAUCCAAUUUGUAGAAAAAAGCUUACAAAAUAUUAUCAGUAUGUACUUACUUGUACUAUGUGGAGUUGUUAUUUUAAUAUGGUAUUUACAAUUUUUAUGGCAAAAUAGGCGUUUGUACUGGUACUCUUACAAAACACCAGGUCCCAUUGGCCUUCCAUUUAUUGGUAUAGCUUACAAAUUCCUAACACGAGAUAUAAGUGUGAUACUACAGCGUGUGAUAGACAUACAAACUUCUUAUCCCCAAGUAGCUACAAUUUGGUUUGGACCUAGACUUUACUAUUUAGUAUCAAAACCAGAAUAUAUUGAAAAGAUAUUAACGAGUCGAUCAGCUUUGAAUAAAGAUCAUGUCUAUCAGUUCAUGAGUGACGUCGGGGAAGGUCUAGUUACUGUUGGAGCUAAAAAAUGGAGAACGCACCGCAAAACUAUAAUCCCAUCUUUUAAUCAAAAAAUAUUAGAGGCAUAUCAGGAUAUAUUUUGGAAUAAAGCAGAACAAUUUACGAUUGUGCUUCAAAAAGAGGUGGAAAACAAAAAAGUGCCAAUGUUGAAAUUGGUAUCUCAUUGCACAAUGGAUAUAGUAUGUGCAACAACGCUUGGAUUAAAUAUGAAUAUUCAAAACUCAGAAGAAGUGGAAUUUAUCACAGCUUUAGAAAAACUAAUGGAAAUAAUAAGUGUUAGGAUGCUCCAUGUCUGGCAUCAAUUGAGAUUUACUUGGAGAUUAUAUCCAAUGAGCAGAGAGUUUGAUAAAGCAUUUAAAAUUGCUAAAGACUUCUCAUCUACUCUUAUAGCAAAUACAAAGAGGAAAUAUGAAUCAACUAGAGGGAACUCAAGUUUUGAAGAUGAUAUUGCGUUGGCUGUCCAAGGUAAACAUCGCGAUGGUAUUUCAUUUUUAGACCUUAUUUAUAAAAAUACUAAAUUCACUGAACAAGAAAUUACGGAUGAAAUCAACACAUUUUUAAUAGCAGCCACUGAUACAACCGCAUCUGGUCUUUGUUCUAUUUUUACUAUGCUCGGCAUGUUCCAAGAUAUUCAGCAAAAAGUUUUUGAAGAGUUGAUUGAUAUUUUGGGACCAGACAGAAGAGCUUUCCCUGAUGAUCUACCACAAUUGAAAUAUUUAGAGAGAGUAGUUAAGGAAAGCUUGAGAUUAUUUCCUCCUGUUCCCUUGAUUGGAAGAACUUUGCACGAAGAUAUCGAUGGAGGUGAUAUGAUUUUUCCAAGUAGGAGUUCUGUCAUUUUUGGUGCCGUAUUUAUUCACAGAAAUCCCGUGUACUGGCCUGACCCACUUAAAUUUGAUCCAGAUCGUUUUUUGCCUGAAAACACUGCAAAACGACAUCCAUGCUCAUACAUACCGUUUUCUUAUGGACCAAGAAAUUGUAUAGGUGCAAAGUACGCCAUGAUGAAUAUGAAAACAGUUUUGUCUGCAGUUCUACGAAAAUAUAAAAUCUUUACUGAAUAUAAAAGUGUUGAAGAGAUUAAAUUAUCGACGAGCCUGAUUUUGAGACUGAGAGAUGGACCCAAAGUGUGGAUUGAACUUAGAUAAUUUAAAUUUGUACAAACUGGAAAAUGAGCCACAACUAUUUAUUAAAAUAUUUAUUAUAUUAUGUUAUUUUAAUAUUUAUUAAAAAAGUAUUCAUGUAA